Cladocopium goreaui is the source of this 966-nucleotide messenger RNA. NCBI's taxonomy places the organism in Eukaryota, Dinophyceae, Suessiales, Symbiodiniaceae. The record is from the annotation of a GenBank genome assembly.
AUGUCUCGCUAUCUGUGGCCAAUCGGUCAACAUUGUUUGCUUUUUGGCUCAGUAGCAGCCCAGCAGGGCCUACGUUUUUUUUCCAUUCGCAAACAGCGCUUUGAGAGGACCAUGGUUGCCAUGGCCAUGGCCACUGUGCCGGUCCUGGCCUUCUCGGCCUUGUCAGUCCUCAGUUUUGCGUCUGACGACCUGGACACGUUGGACACGUUGGACAAGGUUCUGGCUGGCUAUGAAGAGGGCCUCAACUUGCUGCAAAGAAAAAAUCAGAGACAGACAGUGCGAAUGCAGGAGCAGCAUGAAGCCAGCAGCAAUGAAACAGCCAUGUGGCAAGGUGCAAGAGAGACAGGCAACAUUUGCAUGUGGUCCAACUGCGAGCAGAGCCUCGGUCCCACGGAAUGUUACCAUUUUCGCUGUGUUUGCCAGAUGGAUUUCGUCUACAGCGAACGAGUAAAACAAUGUGUUCAUCGCUACACACCAGAAGGAAGAGAGGUGGUGUUGCCUCAAGACACUGGAGCAACGUGCUAUUUCAAUGACUGCACUGCCAAAUUCACGGUUUGCUCAGACUCGAAGUGCCUUUGCAUUCCCGGCUUUGUUUACCUGGCCGGUCAAGGAACAUAUGGUGGUUGCCAGCGUGAUCCGAACCUCUUUCCACCGAAUCAACACUGGUCACAAAGCGAUGACUUGCACAGAUGGCAGGAGCAACAGCAGCAUCAGCAGCAGCAGCAGCAGACCACUUCCGCGCCGCAAAGUUCAAGGGCUUCUUGCGGCCAACAUCCAAAAUGCGCAGGUUUAGCAGGAGACUGCUGCCCGAAUGGACUGGGCCUCAGCCUGGCCUGCUGCAAUUGAACGGUCCCAAAGCGUGAUCCGAAAAAUCCUAAUUGGCUUGGCUGAACAUGCCAGCCUCUUUCGCCUCUUUAGCAUCUUUCGCCUCUUUGGCCUUGCACACUUGCUUAACAGGCAGCGAGG